Nymphalis io (European peacock) is the source of this 1809-nucleotide messenger RNA. RefSeq lists its product as uncharacterized. NCBI's taxonomy places the organism in Eukaryota, Metazoa, Arthropoda, Insecta, Lepidoptera, Nymphalidae. The record is from RefSeq and is a predicted model, not a curated record. The coding region runs from base 1 to 1809 and encodes 602 amino acids. The transcript is spliced from 11 exons.
AUGCAAAUCUUCUUAAUAUUUAUAUUUUUAGACACACUAGUUGCGGAUGGAUCAAUUGAUUAUUGCGGAGCUAAAAUGUGCGCGCACACCAAUUCCCAUACAUUUUGUCAUUACCCUCCUGGUCCAAGUCCUUCAUGCAUGGGCUACAUCGAAUCAGAGUUGUCGCCGAAAGAGAAAGCUCGCGUGUUGGCGCGUUUGAAUCGUAGACGCAGUGACGCGGCGCGCGGCAUACGCGGCCUGCCCACAGCUGGGGAUAUGUUAAAAUUGCGAUGGGUGAAUGAACUAGCGCGAGAAGCCCAACGCUGGGCUGAUCAGUGUCGACCACCAAGCACUCCGGAGCUACAUGACGAUUGCCGUGAUUUAUAUUCGAUAUCGGUGGGACAGUGCGUAGCAUCGGUUGUGGGCGAAGCGCCAGGGCUUCGCCCCGAGACAAUGGUCGACUUGUGGUACACGCAAAGCAUGAGCUACAACGGAAAUGUUACUUCAUACAAACCUUCACACAAGAGUAACUACAAUGAUUUUGCGCAAAUCGUCUGGUCACGAACUUAUAUGGUGGGGUGUGGAAGAAGCAAAUUUAUGAUACCGUGGCGUGGUCGUCACCGCACCGUCGAACGGUUAGUGUGCAAUUUUGCGCCCCGCGGGCCCGCGGCGCGGCGCGCGCUGUGGUCGCCCGCCGCGCCCGCGGCCGCCUGUCCCCCUCGCUCCCGUCCCGAUAUUGACUUACCCGGACUGUGCACUUUUCAGUAUGGUAUGGACGAAACAUACGAUGAAGGUAAUGUGAUGACAGUUGAAGAGCAUUUGCUUUUAAAUACAAUUAUGUUAGUAGAAAAAAAUGUAGAAUUAGAUAACAUUGGAGCUUUGGAUGAAAUUUACUUAACGAAGCUAGCCGUGGCUACUAUUGAGAACUCUGUUUUAACACAAACACCUUACAGUUCUAUACAAAAACGUGAUAUAGUGGAUACAGAUGAAAUAAUAGGUGAUAAUGCUGAAGCUAACAUAAAAAUUGAUACUGGACCAAUUAGCAUCGAAAGUAAUGAAAAGAAUAACAAAUCAUCUUAUAAUAUAAAUAAAAAAGUAUUUAAACAAAAAGGAACUUUCGUUGGCCGUCCAAGAACCUACAAUAUAGAUGACUUAAACGAUCAGCAUAACGAAGCAAAUUAUGAUAAAGCACAAGAAACGAUAACGAAUGCAAAAUAUGCUUAUGAUGAUUAUGAGUUGACAGUUAUCCAAGACUACACAACGCGCCUAAGUCAUACAACAGAAGAAUCAGCCAUACCAACAAAUUACACUUCUGUGAAAGCUAUGGAAAUGAAUAAAGCUAAUACUAUAAUAAUAAAUAUAGAAACGUCUUCAAUUUUUACAACAAAAAUAUUAGAUAUUUACCUCGAUGAUAUAAUCGCUAACCUAAGUCUUUCAAGAAUCGUAAACGACACAGAAAUAGACGAAAAUGUUAUAGAAGAUUACCUAUCUGAUCCUGAAACGGUUCGUCAACUACAAGAAAGGCUUAAUCGUAUGGAGCAGAAAUUAGCAAUUCCAGUGACGGUGUCAGGAAAGGCUCGACGGGAAUUGAGAAAUCUAGAACAAGACAAACAAUACCUAAAAAAGAAUCAAGAAAUACUAUCAGCUGAAGCGGAAAGGAAUAAAACAUUAGAAAGAGGACCGAUGUUAAAUAUGGUGUUAAAAUACAUGCCAUACUUAAAACAAUACGAGAAUAGCAUAUUGGGUGAUUCGAGUUCUAGUGGGAUAGAAUCUAGUCAGAUUCUUGCUUUAUCUUGUACAUUACACGGAAUCUUUAUAUCUUAUUGGUAA